UGGCAGUCGGGCGUUGCUUCCGGUCGGUGUGAGUGAGGGGCGAAGUGCUGGGAGCUGACGACAGUGCGAGAGGGAGAGAGGAAAAACGGUCAAAACUCGAAAGAUGUUUCACCGGGGGGUUGUACGACGGAGCAAGUUUCGCCAUGUUUUUGGACAGGCCGUGAAAAAUGACCAAUGCUACGAUGACAUCAGAGUUUCCAGAGUUACCUGGGACAGUUCAUUCUGUGCUGUAAAUCCCAAGUUUGUGGCAAUAAUUGUAGAAGCUGGUGGUGGCGGAGCAUUCGUGGUACUUCCUUUGCAGAAGACAGGCCGGAUUGAUAAGUCAUAUCCAACGGUUUGUGGUCACACAGGGCAGGUGCUGGACAUUGAGUGGUGUCCACACAAUGACCAUGUUAUUGCCAGUGGAUCAGAGGAUUGCACAGUUAUGAUUUGGCAGAUCCCAGAGAAUGGACUGACACUUCCCAUCACUGAACCAGUUGUCACCUUGGAAGGACACUCCAGAAGAGUUGGGAUUGUAUCUUGGCAUCCAACAGCACGCAAUGUUCUCCUCAGUGCAGGAUUGGACAAUAUCAUAUUCAUCUGGAAUGUGGGAACAGCCGAACCCAUGAUAACACUUGAUAUGCACCCAGAUAUGAUCUUCAGCACAUCCUGGAACCGCAACGGCAGUCUACUCUGCACUACGUGCAAAGACAAGAAUUUAAGGGUGAUUGAUCCACGAAAAGAGGAAGUUAUUACUGAGAUCAAAGCUCAUGAAGGAGCACGGCCCAUGAGAGCAGUGUUCUUGGCGAAUGGGAACAUCUUCACCACUGGCUUCAGUCGUAUGAGUGAGCGGCAGCUUGCACUGUGGAGUAUAGGAAGUGUUGAAAGCAUCGCCCAGCAUGAAAUGGACACCAGCAAUGGUGUGCUUCUACCUUUCUAUGAUCCAGAUACAAACCUUGUUUACUUGUGUGGGAAGGGUGACUGCAGCAUUCACUACUUUGAGAUCACUGAUGAAGCACCAUAUGUCCAUUACCUGAACACAUUCAUCACCAAGGAGCCACAGCGAGGGAUGGGAUUCAUGCCAAAAAGGGGCCUUGAUGUUACCAAAUGUGAGAUUGCCAGGUUUUUUAAGCUUCAUGAGAGGAAGUGUGAGCCAAUCAUCAUGACUGUGCCAAGAAAGUCUGACCUUUAUCAGGAUGAUUUGUAUCCGGAUACAGCUGGACCAGAACCAGCAUUGGAAGCAGAGGAAUGGUUUGAAGGGAAAGACAAAGACCCCAUUCUCAUCUCCCUGAAGGAUGGCUAUGUCCCUGUCAAAAACCGGGAGUUUAAAGCUCAAAGAAUCUGCUUAGACAAACCAAAGAAAAUUGAAAGUGGCAAUACUACCUUGAAAGGAACUUCUCCCAAUGCAAAUUCCGAAUCCAAGUUGGACGAGUUGGUGCAGGAGAUUAAAACUCUGAAGGCCACUGUUGCCAGCCAAGAUGAGCGCAUUGCCAACCUUGAGGAUCAGAUGGCCAAGAUAGCUGUCUGAAGCCUGUAUUAUGCUUAAUUAUGGGGGUACAAUUGUCUGGUGUGGAUUAUCAGAUCCUCCAAAAACCAAACUCUAACCCUCGGUACCCUGCCAUUGGUCGAAGCACCUUCAGCUUUCCAGUAUCAAAUUGCCCUAUUUUUUUUCUCCUUUCUCACUGGACUAACUUUGUUACAAUUUGGAAACACAAUACACUUUUUUUUAAAUAGAAUUUAUUUUCUGGAUUUUUAAUGCCAAGAGGAAACUAUUCUUUUCUUCUCUACACUUUCCACAUCAAAAAAAGUAUUAAUUUUUUUUUUAUUCCUAACUCAAGUCCUAUGCAUAUUAUCAAAGGUGUGCUCUACUCUAAUACUAGAGUGAUUUCCAGGUUAAGUGGGCUUAUCUGUCUCUUGUCUGUCAGGUACCUGUUUUUAAGUGACUACACAUUCCAUGUACAAGUGUACAGCACCAUUAAAGAACACUUAGUGGGUUCAGCUCUUAUAGAGCAAAAGAAAUGGUGAGCUGUCAUUAAGUAUACGUCCAGUUACAAAGAUAAAACAUUGAUUAUAAAACUA
This is a messenger RNA of Pristis pectinata (smalltooth sawfish), 2058 nucleotides long. Its product is annotated as coronin-1C-like. Gene Ontology annotation, biological process: actin filament organization; neural crest cell migration. The transcript is spliced from 11 exons. The coding region runs from base 104 to 1507 and encodes 467 amino acids. Lineage: Eukaryota; Metazoa; Chordata; Chondrichthyes; Rhinopristiformes; Pristidae. The record is from RefSeq and is a predicted model, not a curated record. Gene Ontology annotation, molecular function: actin filament binding.